AUGGCGCCCACCAUACCCAAAAAGCGAAAUUCUAUCCGCGCGAAAGCUUCUCAAGUAGGCCCAGGUGUCCACGUUCCUCCUCCACUCCGCGAAGGCGCCGUCAUAUCUGAUUCAUUCAUCGAUUCCAAAAAAGACAAACGAAUCAUCAAACAUUCCGCCUUCGUCAGUCGUAUCGAAAAAGUUAAUUCCACACCUCUCAAGCGCAGGCGACCAAAUAAGAAAUUGGUGACGACAUUAGAGAGUCUCGCAGAUGCAUUACCUGAUUUUGAGGGCGAGGGUCUGGAGAAAAUUAGCAGAGGGGAGAGUGGGAAGAUUAAGCAAAAGAGUUUGAAGAGUCGACCUGGAGCGACGAAAAAGAGAGAGAAGUUGGAGGCGAUGGAGAGAGAGAGAUUCGGAAAGAAUAUGGCGCAAUUGGCUGGUGUGGCGGAAGAGAAACCAACGGAUGCUACUGCUGUGAAUGGUCAAGAGAUACCAGCUGCUUCGGGGACGGCGAGUAGAUGGGCUGCGUUAAGGGGAUUUAUUUCACAGACGUUGGAACAGAAGGAGGAGUUCAAGAAAUCAUAA
Molecule: messenger RNA, 564 nt
Organism: Sclerotinia borealis F-4128
Lineage: Eukaryota; Fungi; Ascomycota; Leotiomycetes; Helotiales; Sclerotiniaceae
Source: the annotation of a GenBank genome assembly